Messenger RNA from Meloidogyne enterolobii, 1086 nucleotides. The record is from the annotation of a GenBank genome assembly. NCBI's taxonomy places the organism in Eukaryota, Metazoa, Nematoda, Chromadorea, Rhabditida, Meloidogynidae.
AUGACAGCAAAACAAAGAAGAUCAGCAACAAAAGGAUUUGAACCAGAAGAGUACGACGCUAAUUUAGAUUGUCCAGUACCGUAUAUUGCUUGCGUUUGUAGAGGUGUCCCAAUCCCUAAAAAAAUAACGGAUGAAGGUGUUGGUUUUAGAAUGCGUUGUACAAACGAUCGUUGUCAUUUGGCUAGUUCAUUUUUUCUACAUAAAAAAUGUUCGGAUAAAUUGGAAGAAAAUUUAUUGAAAAUUUUGGCAAAUGAAGGGUCUGCUAGAGGUUGGACAGAUGCACAAUUAAGAAGUAAUUUGUGGGAAAAGAAGGGGCAAUCCUUAGUUGGAAGAAUUUUACGUUGUCGGUGUGGAAUGGGUGUAAUGAGUGUUGAUGUUGAUUUUUACAAGAAACAAAUGGUUGAAGAACGAAAACAAAAAACAUUUGCUGAUCCAAAAGUAGUACAAGCUAAAAAGGCAGCCAAAAAAAGCAAAUUACCUGCUGUUAAUUAUAAUAAUGUUCGUCCUGUUCCGUUGGAAUUGUUGUCGAAUGAUUUUCCAGCCAAACUAUCAGAACAUUCACCUCAUCAAUAUUUAAAUGGUCGUUCACUCGAAAGGGAAUCCCCCUCUUCACAACAAACAACAAUAACAUCGUCACCUACACCUCCAUCUAUUCAUCAUGAACAACAACAACGUUUAUUUUCGAGUGGUGGUAGUGAGAAACAUGUUGAUGAACAUCGAAAAAAGAAGGCUUAUGGCAAUCCAAAAUCAGCACAAUCGAAAAAAUCAUCAAGAAAAUCAAAAUUGUCAACACCUAAUACUUAUAAUAAUGUUAGGCCUGUUCAAUUGGAUUUGAUACAACAAAAUAAUGAAUUUGUUACAAAUGGAACAUCAGAACAUUCGCCUUCACUAUCUUCAAAUCAAUAUUUAUCAAAUCGAGUAGAACGAGAAUCGCCUAGUUCAAAUUCAAAAACACCAAUGACAACACCGUCACAAACACCACCUACAGCUCCUCCUUUACAAAAUGAUUUACAACAACAACAACAAAAUUUGGGAGGAAAUAAUAAUAAUAUUAAUGGAGCUGGUGGUGACAUACAAGUUUGUUAA